AUGUGGAGACUGAAUGGAUACGAUCUAUUCAUGAAGUCUCACACAGUAAUAAGAUUGGCAGUCCAUUUGCCUAAUCGUCAAAUGGUUUAUUUCAGAGCGGGAAAUGAAGAGCAAGCUGCUCAAAGAGAGCUCAUCCGAGAUACUACGCUGACUGCAUGGUUCAAAUUGAACCAAUCUGAUCAAAAUGCAAUGCAUUUUCUUUAUACAGAUAUUCCUUCUCAAUACAUUUAUGAAAAGAAAGAAACUAAGUGGAAGCCACGCAAAAAAGGUGUUAAUAAAGUAAUUACAAGGCUUUACACAGUGAGCAUCAAAGAUACUGAGAGAUUUUAUCUCCGCCUUCUUCUUCUCCAUGUGGCAGGAGCUAAAUGUUUUGAGGAUCUGAGAAUUGUCAAUGGCGUUCUUUAUGAGACGUUCAAGGAUGCGGCAAUUGCAAAGAAUUUGGUAGAAGCUGAUGAUCUUUGGGAAAAAACAAUGGAAGAAGCGACAGGAUCCCAUAUGCCUGCACAGCUUCGAGAGCUAUUUACUUAUAUUUGCAUUUUUGGAACUCCAACUGAUGUAACAACUCUUUGGAAUAAAUACAAAGAACACAUGAUUGAAGACUUUGUACACAGCAAUGUUGUCAAUCCUGAAAAUAUGGCUUUAAAUCAUAUAUAA
This is a messenger RNA of Temnothorax curvispinosus, 654 nucleotides long. RefSeq lists its product as uncharacterized. The transcript has a single exon. NCBI's taxonomy places the organism in Eukaryota, Metazoa, Arthropoda, Insecta, Hymenoptera, Formicidae. The coding region runs from base 1 to 654 and encodes 217 amino acids. The record is from RefSeq and is a predicted model, not a curated record.